Messenger RNA from Patiria miniata (bat star), 978 nucleotides. Its product is annotated as RYamide receptor-like. NCBI's taxonomy places the organism in Eukaryota, Metazoa, Echinodermata, Asteroidea, Valvatida, Asterinidae. Gene Ontology annotation, cellular component: membrane. Gene Ontology annotation, molecular function: G protein-coupled receptor activity. The transcript has a single exon. Gene Ontology annotation, biological process: G protein-coupled receptor signaling pathway. Bases 1 to 978 code for a protein of 325 amino acids. The record is from RefSeq and is a predicted model, not a curated record.
AUGGCCGUACAUAUCUUGAUACUCGAAAUCCUGCAGACCAUUAUCGGUGUGCUUGGUAUGAUAGGCAAUGGGAUAGUGGCUGUGGUCAUCUACAAAGUGCCUUACAUGCACACCAUCACCGACGCCUUCAUCUUCAACCAGGCUGCGAUUGACUUUCUCGGGUCGCUCUUCCUCCUUCUGACUGCCAAUAUUCCGCGUCCUGACAGCUUUCCAGACACUCCUUGGUACCACUUUGUCUGCCACGUAUGGUACUCGCAGCUUUUCCUCUGGUCGUUCUUCACCUCGUCCACCAUCAACCUUCUCGCGCUGAUAUGCGAGCGCUACAUCGCGCUGGUCUUCCCGGCAAAGUACAUCAAGAUCUACACCAAGCGAGCAAUGGUUUUCAUGGUGGUUGCCGUGUGGCUCUUCGGGCCGUUGUCUCAGGGGCUGUACAUGGCAGUGGCGAACAAACUACAGGACGGCUACUGCUACACAAGCUCCUCUGUGAUUGCCAGGGCUUGGAGCAUCAUUCUCAUUGUUGUGACGUUUGUCCUGCCUUCUCUUGCAAUGAUGUUCGUCUUUGGCCACAUAUACAAGAAGCUGAGACGCACCAGAACAGACCACACAAAUGACAACACUACUACCUGGUCCGACGAGCAACUGCAGCCGGUGCAUCGCGCCCGUCACGUUGCCCUAAAGACCCUCCUCUUCGUCUUUGUCAGCUUCCUUGUUUGCUGGACUCUCAACCAGACCCUUUUCCUGAUGUUCAAUUUUGGCUGGGAUCUGGACUUUACCGGGCCCCUCUACCUUACCUCUUCGGUUCUCGUGUCAGCUAACUUGUGCGUGAACCCCGUCAUCUUUGCCUUCAAGUACAAACGGUUCAGACGGGCCUUGUCCUCCCUGAUUCACGGCACGCCACUCAGCGAGAAUCAAAAUCUUCAGCAGUCGGAAGCCAUCACUCAUGAAACUACAUUCGACGUGACCACACCCAUGAACUAA